AUGGGUGCCUCUGGAAUUAACCCAUAUGGAAUCACAUCACUCCAAACGCCGCCCAUGAAAACGCAGCAAGAGUACGACGUGUCGCUAUUGCUAUCCAUGCCGCGCUCGGCCCCAAACGUGGAGCGCGGUAACUUUAUGAUCAGCCUGCACAUGCUCGGCCCCAAAGCUGACGUUUGGCUUCACACCCAGGCUGAACAACAUGCGUCGUCACACCAAGGGUUUGAUCAAGCCAAUGUUUUGUUCAGUUCCCGCAGGCCUGCUUUGUUUCCUUACGUGGAUCCGCUCGUGUCUGUAGCAUCCCGUCUUCUGUUUCUGAUUUACCACCUGUUUACCCCGGGAUCGAGCACGAACUCCGUGAUCAUCCCAUUGGCCGAGCGAGUCUCUUUCUCAAAGGACUCAUUGUUACCUAAGUCGGCAUACAUUGAGGUGGAGGCAGGUCAAACAAUACAGGUGUACCAUGCUUACCUACAGCUUACGGCUCAACUUCGCGGGCUUCGUUGGAUGAUGGUUCACUAUCGUAUUUCAACAUUCCUGGCUCUUACCGUUGUUUUCUGGGCCUUUGAAAUUGUAUUCAUGGGUGUAGCUUGGGGAAUAUGGAGCGUUGCCUCAGGAUCACCGCCUGCAGAAGACGAUGCCAAAGUCAGGAGACUCAAGGGUUUGAGGGAUGACCAUGAAGAGGAGCUCACGGACCACGAAGAGACCUUUCCCACGUAUGGCAAGCAACGGCCUCUCAAGUACGAGCCGGACAUCAAACCAGAAUUGGACCCCGAUCAGCCCCUGUCUGAAAUUCCUCGAGCAGGAGCUGAUGCUGACGAUGAAGACGAUGGAAGCUUUGACGACAAGGACGAGGAUGUGGAACACAAGGACUCGGGUAUUGGCACGAGUUAUAGUGAGGACGGUACUUCAAGUAUUCGACGGCGAACAUCACGUAAUAGACUAUGA
Molecule: messenger RNA, 942 nt
Organism: Fusarium venenatum
Lineage: Eukaryota; Fungi; Ascomycota; Sordariomycetes; Hypocreales; Nectriaceae
Source: RefSeq, a predicted model, not a curated record